Molecule: messenger RNA, 3150 nt
Organism: Ostertagia ostertagi
Lineage: Eukaryota; Metazoa; Nematoda; Chromadorea; Rhabditida; Trichostrongylidae
Source: the annotation of a GenBank genome assembly
AUGGCUCGUGAAGCGCAUAUAGAUUGUGAAAAAGCGCUCAAGAACACAAAUGAUAUGUGUACUCUUGCAGAGCAUUCUGAGCCAAGUGAAAUGGCUAAUUUGAGUCAGGAUGAUGUUUCGAUGGCCAGCUCAAGAAGUUCCGAUGCAGAGCCAGACAGUGAUGCACAGGUAUGCGUCAAACUUAUGGAGAAGGUCACACAUUUGCGGAUAGUGGUGACGGCAGAAGUUGCAAAACAUUUCCGCAUAGGUGAUGAGAGGCGCGAUCAGAUAGAAGCAAUAGUUGAACGGAAUGUCAAGCGCAUUUUGAGAAAAUUACAGCGACUAAAGGAAGCUAUGGAUAAUAGCAGUAGUGCUGUAGCCGCUUUGGACAUAUUCAAGCAAUAUGUUGACUGGAAUGAGGAAGGGGAAUUAGCGAGUAAGCUAGAGCAAUUCCUAGUCAAGGCGAAAACCCUAGACAAGAUUGCAUGUAAGCUUAACUGCUCUGCCGCUGAGGUUAAGCACCAUGUAAAAGGGGUGAUAAAAAACGGAAAGAACCUUGCAAACACAGUAUCUCUGUUGCAGGAUGAGUCUAGUCGAAAGGAUGACGAGAUCCGAGCGCUUAAAGAAGAGCUCGAAAAGCAAAAGCGCCGUAUUUCGGAGCUCGAAGCUGCUGGUAUUUGUGAAGACCAGAUAGGUGGUCAUGAUGCGAUACCAGGUGAGUCAAGACACAUGCCUAGUGGUGUCAGUGAUAGCCAAGAGGAGGAUAGUCAAUUGCAGACUGGCUGGCACAAGCAGGCGAGCAAGAAGGACUCACGGCACGUGAGCUACGGAAAUUCGUUGAGGAGGACUUGCACACCGCAAGGUACGUCCGAUAGCUCUAUAGAGAGUUCAAAUAGUGAGAGUAUGAGUGAGAGGAUAGUGCAAAGACACCGUAGGAAGUCUAGGUUAAGGACCCAAAGUACAAUGGGACAAUACAUGAGGUAUGUAGCCUUACCAGACGUGUCACCAUACUCGGGGAAAGAAAAAGAAUACUCGUUUGAAAACUUUGUAGAAGCGUUUGAACUUAAAUACCCAGGUCAAUUUUGGGAAGAUAAGGAACGCUGCGCUUUAUUCAAAUCAAAGUUGACGGGUAAGGCAAGAGCGCAGUAUGAAGCGCUAGCCAAAGGAAAGAAGCGUAACUUUCACACAUUGGUAAAUGCUAUGAAAGAAAUGUGUAAAGAAGAGACGCGAAAUAAGAAGAUUAUCGCACUGGGUGAAUUGAAACGUCUUCAAAAGCCAGAAACACAGUCGGUAGGGGAUUUUUGCGUGGAGUUGGAGCGACUGACACGUAGAGCCUAUCCUGAGCUGGAGGAAAGGACAUUAUCAGUCAUCCGCGCUGAUUACCUAUACGACCAGCUCUCCCACUGGGACGAAUCUUGUCACCUACAAGAGGCUAUGGAAGGACCUGGUAGCGAUAUGUAUGAGAGGCUGAAGGACGCCGCAAUGAGAGUUGAAAGGAGACAUUUGGCUCUCGAGAACCGCGCAGGGAAUAAGCCUUCAUCAAGCCCAUGGACUCAGAAAAAAGGAAGAGGCUUUCAAUUAAGGCGCUCAAAGGAAGUCCAUAUGGAACAGAAUCUGGAAGGCAGUAAGACUGAUAUUGAAACCAACAGAGCGAGUAAAGAAGCACAGGGUAUGAGGUGCUUCAAGUGCAAAAAGACAGGACACAAGGCACGUGAGUGCAAAAGCAUUGCCAGCGGUAGCUCUGGUAAUGCCAUGUCACUGUCGGCACGAAUUCGCAAAGCGGGGUGCAGUGCCGCCUGCACCAAACAAACAAGGUCAUGUAGGAAGCUUUCCCCAACCAUUGUCGGCAAGCGAUCAACAAUCGAUGUGACAAUUUUGGGUAGGGACAGGAAGGCGCUUCUUGAUACAGGAUCAGAAGUGUCUAUCCUUCCAGCAAAAGUGCUUCAGCAGGCGAUGAAUGAUGGAAUUGACAUUGAUACCGCAGUCAAGGAAGUGCCACUACCCAGGUCAUUGAAAAUUACAGAUGCCUCAGGGAGGGCUAUGGACUUUUUGACCGCAGUGGAGUUGGACAUUGUGAAUAAGAGAGACAACAGAAAACUCUUGUACAAAUGUUGGUGUCCAAAGGUCAAGAAAAGCCUGCAAGGACCGAGAGAAAAGAAGAUGUUACGACAGCGAGAAGAAACAGAGCCGAAUCCUGUGGCUGUUGUAGCGCAGAGAGUCUUCAUAGCUCCCGGACAAACCAAAUACGUGGACCUUAAGUGUGAAAAGAAGUGGUCAGAAGCAGUGCUCAGCACGACAGACAAAAGGAUUCCAAACGGUCUAUGCAAAGUAGACGUCGACGGAAUGACAAAGGUAGCGGUCGUCAACAUAUCCGAUGAGCCCAUGGUAAUACGGAAGGGUCAGGAGGUAGGCGAAUGGGAGAAAGCUUACUGGGACGAAUUCCGCUUCAAUGAUAGUCCAGCAGACAUAUUGUGCACCCAAGGCAAACCGAUGUCUGCGAAAGAAAGGUUGCAUACCUUGUUCGAGUUUUUGGUCAGAAACAGGGAUGGAAGAACGCUGUCGCCUCAGAUGCAAAAGAUUGUGGAAAGAAACAAUCACGUUUUCGCUGUGGAGGACAGCGAGUUGACGCAAACCUCUUUGGUAACUCACGAUAUCGAUACGGGAGACACCAAACCAAUUCGGCAAAAGACCCGACCAGUCCCGAUUGGAGCCCGUGAUGAGUUCAAGGAUAUUCUCAGUAGCCUUUUACAAAGAGGAAUCAUUGAACGUUCAACGUCUGAAUGGGCGUCGCCGGUAGUGCUCGUGCGGAAGAAAGACGGCAGUAUUCGUCUGUGCAUAGACUAUCGCCAGCUGAACAAAUGCACUAAGCACGAUGCCUAUCCACUGCCAGGAAUUGACGCCAUAGCUAAGAUGAAGGAAGUGUAUGACAACCGCAAAGACGUGGACGUCCUUUCCCUUCCGGUGGUGGGAGGGAGAGUAUUCAUGAAGCUGCCCCGAGAAAAGGCACGAGGAAAACAUCCCAAGCUGACUAUGGACUGGGAUGGGCCAUAUCGCGUGUUACAAGCGGACGAAACAUCUGCGCUUAUCACCAAAAUAGGUAGUAAUGAGGAUGCCAUAAGAGUCCAGUAUGAUUUGCUCCUCAAAUGUCCCGAUGAGAUUCCAAAUGAGCAA